Blepharisma stoltei is the source of this 2463-nucleotide messenger RNA. NCBI's taxonomy places the organism in Eukaryota, Ciliophora, Heterotrichea, Heterotrichida, Blepharismidae. The record is from the annotation of a GenBank genome assembly.
AUGGAAUUACAUAUAUGGGGACGAUUAGGGACUUUUCAGGUAAAAAAUAAAUCAAUUGUAAUCCAAUAUGCUGUGAAAUCACUGUCAGCAACUCAUAGUAGUUUAUAUCUAUUGACAACAGAAGGAAAUUUAUUGCAAACAGAAAUAAGAGGAGACUCUAUUAGUUUAUUACAAAUUCCUAUUAGAAUAAAACCUAUACAAAUUUCUUGUGGGAGAGAACAUUGUGCAUUUGUGACUGACUCUAAUGAGAUAUAUACAUUGGGUCUCUCAGGAUAAAUGAUAUUUGCAGGCCAAAAUGAAAAAUCCCUAUUUUGGACUAAUUAAAUUUUUUUUAGAAAUUUUAAAUCCAUUUUCUCUUUAAGGGCAUUUCCUCUCUAUAUAUAAUUAUAAGCUAUAUACAUGAGGAAACGGUGAAUGAGGAGCACUAGGAUUAGGCCUAACUCAAAGCCAAAAUUUUCCAACAAAAGUAAAUUUAUCAAACGAUUUUUAUAUUGACAAAAUUUCAUGUGGAGGAUGGCAUACUAUUGCUAUAGGAAGGACUAAAACAGGCCACUCAUUUCUUAUGGUAACUGGCAGAGGAAAUGAAGGACAACUAGGAAACGGAAGAUCAAGCCGAGAAUUAAGCUUCACAAGAGUCGAAAUCAGCAAUAAUAUAAAAGAAGUCAGCUGUGGUAUAAAUCACUCAGCAGUAAUAGGAGAAUUUGGAAAUAUUUAUAUGACAGGAGAUAAUAGAUUUGGCCAGCUUGGGCUCGGCCAUAAAAGAAGCUGCUAUACAUUUCAAAGAAUAGAAAGCUUAGAAAUGGCCAAUAAAGUUGCAUGUGGGCAUCAUUCUGCCGCAAUAUGUAGAGGAAAGCUAUAUGUAUGAGGAACUGGGACUUUUGGAGAAUAUUUAGAGCCUAAUAUACUGAAUUGUAGUGAAAAUAUUGUGGAUAUCACUUUAGGAGAAUGCUCAGGAGCUGCUAUUACAGAAAAUGGAAAUUUGUGGACUUGGGGAAGUAAUAACCAUGGGGAAUUAGGGACGAGAAAUUUGGAUAAUCAUUCUUAUUUGACACAGGUUAAUGUGGAUUCAGAAAUUAAAAUUUUUUUGAUGGGAUCUUCAUUUCUUGCGAUUAUUUCGAAAAAAAAUAAUAAAAUAGUAAGAGAAAGCAUUAUUAAUGAAGCUGAAAAAGGAAAAGUCAAUUUGAGGUUAUCAAAUGCAGCACAAAGCAGACAAUUUUCAUUAGAUUCUUUAUAUUUAAGCCCUAAAGCUUCUUUAGAAUGCAUAGACCAAAGUUUUAUUUCAAAAAAUGCUCUUCAAUCAAUUAACAAUGCUUCAAAUUUGCUUGGGUCUCCAAUCAUUAAUAAUUUGCAAACUGAAGAAAUUGCUCUUUUGCAAAAGAAAAAUUCGAUGCUUAUUGAAACAAUUUCAGGUCUUAAAUCAGAGCAUUCUCAGCAGAUAAAUCAAUUAAAAGAAUCUUAUCAAGAGAUCAUAGAGAAGCUGAUAAUAGAAAAUAAAUCCCUUAAAGAAGAAAAUAUAUAUCUUACUCCUUCACCUUUAAAUUAGAAUAAAUUGAAUCAUUUUUUCAAUAGGAAAAUUUUAUAAGUAAAACAAUAAUUUUUAAUAAAAUUUUAUUUGACCUAGUUUAAUAGGAAAAAAUGUAAGAAGAAUAUUAUUGAAACAAUUUCAUACUGAAUUAGUUAUUUUUUGAAAUUAAUUCUUUAUAAUAUAAUUAAAAAUUUAAAAAUCUUUCAUAAAUUUAUAUAUUUUGAAUUUUUAAAUACCUCUAAAAAAAUAGAGGAAAAUUUAAUUUAAUUGAACUAGAUUUUUUGUUUCAUUUAAAGAGUUAAAGAAUUUAUUGAAAAAUCUCAAAAAAAUACAAAUAAUUUUGAAAAAAAAUAUCAAGAACAACCUCAAAAUAAUCGAUAUUUAAAUUUAAAGAAAGAAAGAAAUGAUAUCAUUAAAGGAGAAAUGACUUUUUAUAACAGUUUAGAGCAAAAUUUAGCGAAAAAAGCUAAAGAAUAUGAAGACCAAAGUGUUUUGUCAAGCCUUGAAUUUAAAGAAGCUUUAAAAUCUCUGCCUAUGACUCCUUUUAAAAUUGCAAGCUUAGAUCACUCGAUGUCUGAUUAUUCUCAAAGAUCUUCAUCAAAUAAUGUUCUUAUUAGCAAUAGAUUUCAUUUAAAAUUAGAAUCGCCACGCUCAAACGAUAAUUCAGCUUUGACCUCAUCAAGGAUAUCAAAAACAACACCAAGGGUUUCUUUAGUGUAUAAAAAAGGGUUCGAGGAUAUACCAUAAUUUUUAAAAGAUUUUAAAAUAAAAUAUAGAAUUUUUUCUUAUUUGUGAAGAAAUAGAGUAUUUAUUAUGAUAUGCAAAGGUUUAUUUAAUUUGAGAUGCAUAUUAAAAAUAAAGUAAAAGAGCUGAAGAAAAAUCGGAUGGUUUUGAAAAAUCAAAUGAAACAAUAUGAGAAAAUAUUCCAACCUAAUUAA